UUCUAGUGUAGUUGUCCAAUGACAUGUUUUUAAUUUGUUUGAGGCAUAUGACUUAUCAAUUUUAACAAUUGGUCAUUAGUUAAUUUUAAAUUAGUCACUGCCUAAUUUUUUCUGCAAUAAACUCUGAAUGUAUACUCUGAUUGUAUUAUUUUAUUUAUAUUUACUUGAAGGUAUACCAUAUGGUGUUCAAUCACGAUUUCUACCUCUUAUAUUUCGCAAUAAAGGUCUCUCACUUACUUCAUUAGGUCUACAUAAACUCCUUCAUAUUCCUUGGCUACUUAAAAGCUUUUAUGCUCCGGUAAUUGACAGACAUGUGAACAAAAGAGUGUGGUUAUUUAUCACUUUCAGUGGUUUGUUUUUUUGCACAGUCUUAUUACUUCACGAAUGUGAACAAUUGGUCAGUGGAAACAAUUAUUUCAUGUUCACUAUUUCUUCUUGUCUUUUUAUGUAUAAUUUUUGGGCAGCUUCACAAGACAUUACUGUUGAUUCACUGACCUUGUCCACCUUAACAUCGAGUCAAAUCUCUUUAGGGAAUACUAUACAAGUUGUUGGCUACAAAUGUGGAGCUAUUAUUGGCGGUGGAUUUCUUGCUUGGUUAUCAGCUUUUGUAGAAAUCAGUUAUCUUUUCAUAUCACUUAGUUGCUUAUAUGCUAGUGGGAUGUGCUUUUGUUUGAUCGGAAAGUAUUGGAAAUUUUGUAAUGUAAAACAAUUUCACGAAAAAACGUAUAUUCAAGUAAAUGAGAAUGAGAAUUCAGACGAUGAACAAAAUUUAACUAUUGUGUCAAAACGAUAUUCGUACACAAAAGCCUUCAAAAUUGCCCUGGGUCAUUCAGGUGGUUCACGUUGUCUUAUUGUUCUUCUGUUGAUUUAUAAACUUGGAGAGCAAGGAUCUAUGAAUAUGCUACCUUUGAUGCUUUUAGAUAGAGGAUUUUCUCUAUCUAAAGUUGGAUUUUGGACAGGUGUUGUUGGACAGUUGGCAUCUAUAAUUGGGUCUACAUCUGGAUACUAUAUCCAGAAAAAGCUCAGAUCUCCACUAACUUCAGUUCUAAGCCUGAUGAUAAUUCGGGCUUGUUUACAAUUCCCUCUAACAAUGAUUGCUUUCAAAUCUAUUUGGAUAAGUGCACCUAACGUUUAUUUCUGGAUAGGUUGUUCAUUUAUGAAUAUUUUACUAGUUGUGAGUGGAGGGAUUACAACAAUUAUGUUCACGUUGAUGAUGCAUUGUACAUGUUCUGAAUCAUCUAAAGCCUAUCAAGCAACUCAUUAUUCUAUAUUAAGUACAGCAGAAUUAUUAGGAAAACUUUUAUUUGGUACAAUAGCCGCAUAUUUUACAGAUGUAUUUGGAUAUGGAGUUGCUUAUUUGUGCUUUUUAAUUUUAUCUAUACUUCCAAUUCUAUAUGUUUACAAAUGUUCUGGGAAAUUUCGAUUUUCUCCCUAAAUGGUUAUUUAACUAGAUUUGACAAUACUGUUUGUUGUUAUGUCAACCAAUCAACUUUCAAUUAGUCGAAAAACGUGCUGAAAAAACUUUUAAAUCAAACCGAUAUCAGUCAUAUUAAAUACAAACAGACCAUCUUUUAUGCCUAUCAAAUACUGAAGUCUCCUGUCCUUUUUUAAAGUCAUAUGGUUUAUCACUUUAACAAUC
Molecule: messenger RNA, 1639 nt
Organism: Schistosoma bovis
Lineage: Eukaryota; Metazoa; Platyhelminthes; Trematoda; Strigeidida; Schistosomatidae
Source: the annotation of a GenBank genome assembly